AUGUUCGGUCGAUCACCACUUGCAAACAAUGUUUAUUGUCUUUUGAGUCAUCGUACAAGUUCGUUAUACGAAAUGUCGUUUAAGGUUGAAGCUGCUAUUAACGCGGCUUGUCAGAUUUGCGAGAAGUGCCCGUUUUACUUGAGCAUCUUACUCUGCAUACUCCAAAGGUUGGACUUAUCAUUCUCAGUCAUCAACGGCAUAUUUUACCACAACGCCAACUGCAUGUAUUCUGUCCAUUCUGCACAACCUGCUUUCACGAUCUCAACUUCGGGAGAUGUCAUUACUUGUAAAGUUUUGACAACAUAUCGUUGCUCCAAUUGCGCUUAUUCUUUUUUGAGUCGCGGCAACAUGGAAAGACACUACGCCGAUGGUCGUGAGGGAAACGUUUCCCCUAAAUGGACCAUCAAGCAAUUGGGUACUGCCAAUUGUUAUGCCUGCAUUGUUAACGGAUUAGUUGUGACGCGAUGUGCUAAAUGUAAAAUCGCCGCUUAUAAAUCGAUUUUGAAGUUUGAAAAACUUUCCAAAGAAAACCUUGUACGUUACAUUGCUACUAAUGGAGGAUAUUUAAACGAA
Mesorhabditis belari is the source of this 573-nucleotide messenger RNA. The record is from the annotation of a GenBank genome assembly. Lineage: Eukaryota; Metazoa; Nematoda; Chromadorea; Rhabditida; Rhabditidae.